GUGCUACAUAACGGAUGGUGGGGAUAAUUGUAUGACCUUUGCGUUACAUACCUAUGGAUUCCACACUUUCAUGGCUUGAGACGAUCGCUCGGCUAACACGAGCCGUUCGUUAGUCGAUCGUGGUGAAUUGCACCGAACGCAGUGUAACACUGAUUUUUUGUUCUUUUUAUUUGAGUGUGCCCAUUUUUUCCCCUUUUUUGCUAUUCCGAGCUCGUUUUUAUAGCAUCGCGAAAGUAAUCGUUUUAUUGUCCAAAAAAAAGAAAAGAAAAAGAUUUUCCUUUCAAUUUCAUAAAUCACUCAGUGGUAAAGAUUCGAUGAGCCAGUGACAGUUUGCGAGAUCAACAUGAGACGCUUAAGUACCUGGCUGCAUGCUCGGUUCCGUGCACGUACCGAUUCCACGUCCAGCGUGCCAGAUGAGCUAGCCGAAACAUCCUCACUGUCCGGUAGCAAUCAUCAGCUGAACAGCCGCAAUUUCGACGGUGAAUCGUUGGACGGCGAACAGGCGCUGGCCAUCAUCCGGCGGAACCUGAAGUCGAGCGCAAUGGACACGGAAGGUACACACUUCGACUGCAACUGUCCGCACAUUUUUGUUGUGUUUGGCGCAUCGGGAGAUUUGGCUAAAAAGAAGAUUUAUCCUACCCUGUGGUGGUUGUUCCGGGACAAUCUGCUACCAUCGGACACUAAAUUCAUUGGAUAUGCCCGCAGCAAACUGUCAGUGGCUGAGUUGAAGGAAAAAUGUCGUCAGUACAUGAAGGUAAAGGAUGAUCAGAUGGAAAAGUUUGAAGAGUUUUGGUCAGUCAAUUUCUACGUUGCUGGCAGUUACGAUUCGCGGCGUGAUUUUGAGCUGCUCAACCAGGAGAUCAGCAAGUUCGAGGUGGGACGUGCCGCAAACCGGCUGUUCUAUCUGGCAUUGCCACCAUCCGUGUUCGAAUCAGUUACGGUACACAUCCGCAACACUUGCAUGGGCGCGAAGGGAUGGAAUCGUAUAAUUGUGGAGAAACCGUUCGGACGCGACGCGGAAAGCUCGAACGUACUGAGCGUUCAUUUGGCGAAAUUGUUUACCGAGGAUCAGCUGUACCGUAUCGAUCACUAUCUCGGCAAGGAGAUGGUACAGAACCUGAUGACGAUACGGUUUGGCAAUCAGAUAUUUAGCCCGACGUGGAAUCGGGCCCAUGUCGCAUCGGUACUGAUCACGUUCAAGGAACCGUUCGGUACGCAGGGCCGUGGUGGAUAUUUUGAUGAUUUCGGCAUCAUACGCGAUGUGAUGCAGAACCAUCUGCUGCAGAUACUGUCGCUGGUGGCAAUGGAAAAACCGGCCACCUGCCAUCCGGACGAUAUUCGUAACGAGAAGGUAAAGGUGCUGAAAAGCAUCAAGGAACUUUCGAUCGAGGACGUUGUGCUUGGGCAGUAUGUGGCGAAUCCGACCGGUACGGAUGAGGAUUCGCUGAUGGGAUAUUUGGACGAUCCGACCGUACCGAAGGGUUCGGUAACGCCCACGUACGCGUUGGCCGUGCUGAAGAUUAACAACGAACGGUGGGACGGUGUGCCGUUCAUACUCCGUUGCGGUAAGGCACUGAACGAACGCAAGGCGGAGGUACGCAUCCAGUAUCACGAUGUGCCGGGAGAUAUCUUCGAUGGGAAACCGAAGCGUAACGAGCUGGUGAUUCGUGUGCAGCCCGGCGAAGCACUGUACGUGAAGAUGAUGACCAAAUCGCCCGGCAUUACGUUCGAUAUGGAGGAAACGGAGCUCGAUCUAACGUACGGCCAUCGUUACAAGGACGUCGCGCUGCCGGAUGCGUACGAGCGCUUGAUACUGGAUGUGUUCUGCGGUUCCCAGAUGCAUUUCGUGCGUGCGGACGAGCUGAGUGAGGCAUGGCGCAUCUUUACCCCGCUGCUGCACUACAUCGAGCAGGAACGGCCGGAACCGAUCAAAUACAUUUAUGGUUCGCGCGGACCGAAGGAGGCGGAUCGGAAGUGUGACGAGAAUAACUUCAAGUACUACGGUUCGUACAAGUGGCAUCAGAAGCAUUAAGCCGUGCAUGUGCAGCCACACGCAACGGUAUGGUGAGGAAGUGCGUUUAAACUUUCGAAUUUAAGCGAAUAGUUUCGUAGGAAAGAUUGUUAUUUAUUUAUACACUGAACGCUAGACAUUCUUCACCCAACCAUUAUUUACUACCUACUACUACUACUACUAAUCAUUCCUGUGGUUUUGUUGUUAACUCAUUUCGGAAGCUCUUAAGGCAAAGAAAAGCAUUUUUGGAACCAGUUUUUUUUAUAAUAAAAAAAUAUACCUCGAAAAAAGCAAAACUCCCCAUUUGUACGGAAUCAUAUCAAUAUACAGUGAUCAAUAUUCUGCUUUUACACAGAAGCAUACAUAUUGAUUAGACGGCUUUUACGAGUUUCAAUGCACCGAAUAACGCUUGAUUGACUAACGUUAUGCGUUACGUUUUACGCACAAUGUCUUGUACCGUAUUUUGGGCAAAAACGUGCCGUUAAGAAAACAAAUCAAUACGCUACAUUUCUUCGAUGAACAGCCACGGUUUGUGAAAGGCUGUGAGAUUGUCCUUACACAAAAAAAACAAACCGCCCAAGACUCCACAUCCUCAUAUUUGGUCAGAAAAGAUAAUUUGAAAAAAAGAGUGAUCUGUCUUGUCAUCAUCAUGCGCAAUUUUUCAAUGUGCUUUUCGGGGUUGCACAUAAUACGAGCCACUCGGACCUUAUAACCCCGAAACGAACGGAGCGGUUCGAUUCCGGACUUUGUGUGUGUGUGUGUUUUCUAGAAAGCGGGAGGCUUUCUUUCGCCGAAAACUUCCAUACCGGUUCCAAAUGUACCGGCAUUGGACAAAAGGGCGUUGUGAUAAAUGGAAAUGAACCCGGUCAAGGCAUAGAAUUAUUGAUGUUGGGCAAUAUUUCGUUUAUGGUUUCCCGCCACCGUUUUCAGCCACGCCACGCCAAGAUGUGGUGGAAAAUUACUGCACCGAAUCGCACGAACCACGAGAUGGGAUGACCUUCAUGGCAAAUGACAAAAAUUGCGAAAACAGCCUCGAAUCAUUCAAUAGACCAUUAAGCAUUGGAAGCGUCGAGCAGAGCAAUGGUACAGUGUGUAACACAAUUAUACAUUGAAUUGUUGAAGGUAAAGACGAACAACAUAAAAUUCUAAAAUAUUAUGCGGAAUAGAUAGAUAAAAUAGAUCUAGACAAAUUUUUAUUUUGUUAUUACCAAUUUUACAUUUUUAUCCUCAUGAAAUUGAUUAAUCCGUUGAAAGUAAAUAAACAAAGAGGCCUUAGGAUAGUUUUCUUGUAUAUCUUCCAUAUAUUGCACCAAUAAUAUAUAAUGUAAUUAUUUCUUAAAUUGUUGUUUGUUCAGAGUUAUUUUGAAAACAUUUUUGUGUUAACUUUGAAUUUUUCUGCGAUCGAAAAACAAUGCAAAAGAAAUCUUAACACAUAAAUUAUCGUAACAAAAUCGUUACAGUUGUGUAACAGCGGUUUUUAGUUACGUAAAAUUGAUCAAACAGAAAUUUAUUGAAGUCGAGAUUUUAAUUUUUUUUAUUAAUACAUUUUUUCACGUAUUGUUAUAUGGUUAUUUAAUUUUAAAGAAAAAUUUUCUUAAAAAAAUAUAGUUUUUUUUUCAAUAUCGUGGAGAUGGGAAUAGUCAAACGGGCUUCCUUCAGGGAACUGAAUAAACUGUGUUCUCCGUGAAGCCCGUUCUCUUAGAUGAAACAUUAAUAGGAGUACCAAAAUUUACAAAAUGUUUUGGAAGAUGUUUAAUUUUUUUUUCACUCACUCACUAAAAAAAUGUUAUUAGUUAACUCUUCAAGAUAUUAUUUUAUAAUAAAAAACUAAACAUUCAUAUUAUUAUGCUA
This is a messenger RNA of Anopheles funestus (African malaria mosquito), 3862 nucleotides long. It is a transcript of the gene Zw, whose product is annotated as glucose-6-phosphate 1-dehydrogenase. Gene Ontology annotation, cellular component: cytosol. The record is from RefSeq and is a predicted model, not a curated record. Gene Ontology annotation, molecular function: glucose-6-phosphate dehydrogenase activity; NADP binding. Bases 344 to 2032 code for a protein of 562 amino acids. NCBI's taxonomy places the organism in Eukaryota, Metazoa, Arthropoda, Insecta, Diptera, Culicidae. The transcript is spliced from 5 exons. Gene Ontology annotation, biological process: pentose-phosphate shunt, oxidative branch; glucose metabolic process.